Molecule: messenger RNA, 2247 nt
Organism: Chroicocephalus ridibundus (black-headed gull)
Lineage: Eukaryota; Metazoa; Chordata; Aves; Charadriiformes; Laridae
Gene: TRAPPC3
Product: trafficking protein particle complex subunit 3
Exons: 5
Coding region: 114-656 (180 amino acids)
Biological process (GO): intra-Golgi vesicle-mediated transport; endoplasmic reticulum to Golgi vesicle-mediated transport
Cellular component (GO): TRAPP complex; cis-Golgi network membrane; cytosol
Source: RefSeq, a predicted model, not a curated record
GCGGGUGAGGCGGGGCCGGCGGAGCGGCGCGGACUGCGAGUCCCGGCGUGCCCCGCGGCGCGGCGGGUGCGAGAGGCGGCGGGGCCGGGCCGGGCGGGCGGCGGCCGGGCAGGAUGUCGCGCCAGGCCGGCCGCGGCACCGAGAGCAAGAAAAUGAACUCGGAGCUCUUCACGCUGACGUACGGCGCUCUGGUCACCCAGCUGUGCAAGGACUACGAGAAUGACGAGGACGUCAACAAGCAGCUUGACAAAAUGGGUUACAACAUCGGUGUUCGGCUCAUAGAAGACUUUCUGGCCCGGUCCAAUGUCGGAAGGUGCCAUGAUUUCCGUGAAACUGCAGAUGUUAUUGCAAAGAUAGCAUUUAAAAUGUACCUGGGCAUCACCCCGAGCAUCACCAACUGGAGUCCUGGAGGCGAUGAGUUCUCCCUGAUCUUGGAAAAUAACCCCUUGGUGGACUUUGUUGAGCUCCCUGACAACCACUCGUCUCUCAUCUAUUCCAACCUGUUGUGUGGAGUGCUGCGAGGUGCCCUGGAAAUGGUUCAGAUGGCCGUAGAUGUAAAAUUUGUCCAGGACACACUGAAGGGUGACAGCGUCACAGAAAUUAGAAUGAAGUUCAUCAGGCGGAUUGAAGACAAUCUUCCAGCUGGUGAAGAGUGAAUCGCAACCCAGUCUCCCUUUGGGACUGGAGGGGACCAGCUGGUUUUGGCCAUUAGCUUUCGUCACAGAUCUGUAGGGAUCUAGCGCCCCUGUACAUUCAGACUGACUGACUGUUUGAGAUGUAAUUAUAUUCUUCUACUGUUACUUCCAUCUUCUGUAGAAGACAGUUGUCCAGUUGCUGUUUAUUUCACAGGUUCGUUCUGAUGCUUUUUCAUAAGGUGAUGUCUUUUUCGUAUUACCCUGGGGACUCUUUCUACGCUCAGUUUCUAAUUGUGACAUUUGGUUGUGCGAGAACUACUGCUCAGACUCCAGAAAGGCUCCAGUCUGUUCAAAUCUGAAUCCGUGUUCUCUUACCAGAAUUGGAGACCAGGCUGUGAGAGCUCACUGAUUUACUGUUAAACGCUGUCCUUAAAAAGAGGGGCUUAAAAUUCAUUUGGAGAUAAGUGCAUAGUAUUUCUGUAGACCAAACUGGCUUCCUGCAUUUGAUUCUGAAAUUACUAGUAAAACGUGAGCUUGAUACAAAAGGGUGACUUGGGAGAUCCAUUUGAGUGUUGGCACCCGGUCGGUUCCUUUUGUGGGAGAGCAGCGGCGUCACCAGCACGGGCAGAUUCAGGAGGUCGGUGUGGCUGGGGCCAUUCUGCAGUUUCUCUUCCCCCAGCAGUCUUGUGGCUCUCCUCUCAUAAGGGGAGGACGGUGAAAUUGCAGUGGAGCAGCAGUAAAUAAUUUAAAUGGAGAAAAGGAAAGAGAGGGUAAAAUGCCAUCGGUGGUCUGCAGCGGGUCCAGCCCAGGGGCCGUGGGGCAAGUCCAGGGAAUGAAAAGCCAAACUCAAGACUAACGACUGGGCGGUGAUCAAUGUGUUUCAGCGGGUAGAGCCUGUUCCCCUGUUAACGGUCUAUAAACACUGCGCAGCGCGGAGGAUGUGCCGGGGUGUAUUCUCACAGAUGUUUAGGCUACAACAGAAUUUCCCGUGUUACUUGAAUUGGCAAGCUCUGGCAGUCUGUAGCACCCGCUGUUCGUUAAAAUAAAUACACAAAGUAGUAUUAGAUCUCAAAAAGCAAGAUAUUGGAAAAUCAACUUCCUCUGCCAUCCCGGUUAGCCAGAAAACGCAGUCAGACGUUCAGUUCUCAAAUCACUUUACGUAGCAUGAAGGCACAGAUCCACAGAGAUAAUUAGGAGCUUCAGGUCGAUGCUUUCACUCACGCCCACGGCAGCUGGCGGCUCCGAUACCUUUGUAGGUUUAUGCCUGAGUGUAAGGUGAGAGAGAACGGUGCUGCUUGUGCUGCCGCUCGUUUUGCUUCUCUGGACACUGGUGGCUCUCCCCGUCCCUUUUUUUGCCCAAGUGAGCCCCUUUGGUGGGAGGGUUGGGGUGCCUGGUGUGAUGCGCGUCCUGCGAAGGGGCAGAGAGGAGCUGUAAAAGCAGCCGAAGAAUGACAUGGAGGAGCAGCGGUGGCUGAUGGGUUUUGGAGGCAGAGGUGCUGCGUGGCCAUGUCACAGAGAUGAAAAAGAUCUGUCAUUUCUCAUUGUUGACCAUUAUAAUUCAUUUUAAGGCUGCAUUUUAAAAGCAAUUGCAUUAAAAGAAUCCCGGUGUCAA